Carlito syrichta (Philippine tarsier) is the source of this 7331-nucleotide messenger RNA. RefSeq names its product FRAS1 related extracellular matrix 1 (gene FREM1). Lineage: Eukaryota; Metazoa; Chordata; Mammalia; Primates; Tarsiidae. The transcript has 37 exons. Gene Ontology annotation, biological process: cell communication. Bases 780 to 7313 code for a protein of 2177 amino acids. Gene Ontology annotation, cellular component: membrane. The record is from RefSeq and is a predicted model, not a curated record.
AGUGAGUAUAACUAGUAGUGAGAAAGGAAGCUGGGGAGCGACUGGGAAGAGACACCACCGACCUCAUUAACAAAAGCUCAGCUUUGUCCCUGCAGAGCGGCCAGCCGAAGGGACAGGGCCAGCGGUGGCCCUCUGGCUGGGAGGUCGCGCUCCCUGCAAACAUCGAAGGCAUCUUUAUCGUGACCUUCGCACGGGGAGUCCUGAGGCUUGCCUUGGAAGUUUUCAAAGCCACAGCAGUCGCCCUGGAGAAGACCAGCAAAGAGAGUGGAGUGUGUAUGUGAACUUCAAUUCUAUGUUUUUCUCUUGGGUGGGUUCAUGGAUUUUUAGUACAAAGAAAACUCAAACUCAGCUGACCUGAAAGACUGGAAUUUCAGCUCUCUUCCUCUCCUGGGUUAUUUGUCCUCCCCCUCCCUCUCAAAGCCCUUUAAACCAGAUUACCGGGUCAGUGACUCUUAUCCCGCCGGCUUGUUCCAAGGGCUUCUAGCUUUUUGGCUUGGAAAAGAAAACCACUAUCUGAUUAGAAAAGCACUUGGGAGGCACAUUAAUCUUGCCGGCGUUGUCAGGAGCGAUCAGCGAGUUUUAUUAAAAGCCCGGGCAUUGCCUGAAAGGCCUCCUUGUCUGCGUUUGAAAUGAAAGGGGCACGUUAAGAUCCAGGGGACAUCGUCGGGACCCCUCGCCCUGCCCCUUGGACUAUGAGUUGACACUCCAGGAGGAAGCAAGAAGCCCUUCUUUGUUGGAGGGAUCUCGCCCGUGCUCGGAAGCCAGCUGCCCCGGUCGGCAUGACCUCUCUGAGCUGGGGAGGGCCCAACGCCCUGCUGGUGCUGCUUCUGCUCCUGCUCCUGGGCCGGGCCGGUCCCACCUUCAUCAGCGUGAACCGUGGGUUGAGAGUGAGGAAGGGCCAGGCCGCCUUCCUGGUGGGGGAUGACCUGAAGUUUGCCAUCCCCAGAGAGAAAGAUGCUUGCAAGGUGGAAGUUGUGAUGAAUGAGCCCGUCACCCAGAGGGUCGGGAAACUCACUCCACAGGUCUUUGACUGCCAUUUCCUUCCCAAUGAAGUAAAGUAUGUUCACAAUGGUUGCCCGAUUCUGGAUGAAGACACUGUGAAGCUUAGACUUUACAGAUUUACUGAAACAGAUACCUUCACAGAAACCUUUAUCCUGCGGGUCUUUCUCCUGGAACCAGACUGUAACAUCAUCCGUAUGAGUAACAAUGAGUUGGAGGUGUCUGAAUUCUAUGGCCUGUCCCAAGCGAUUGAUAAGAACCUGCUCAGAUUCGAUUAUGAAAGGGUGGCCAGCCUGGAAUGUACGGUCAGGCUGGACCCUAUAAGAACUCGGCUGCCAGCCCAUGGCCAGAUGGUUCUGGUGGAGCCUCGGCCAGAAGGACCUCGUGGAGAUCAGCCACACAGUUUUUUCUCUGAGUCCCAACUGGGAACAGAAUUGAAGUGUCCAGGUGGAAGCUGUACCCAGGGACUGAAGAAAAUAGGAAGUCUCAAAGUGAACUGUGAGGAGUUCCUGCUGAUGGGACUUCGAUACCAACAUAUGGACCCACCUUCACCCAACACUGAUUAUAUCUCCGUCCAACUGGACCUCACAGACAGUAGGAGCAAAAUCCUGUACAAGUCAGAGAGCGCGUGGUUGCCCGUCUAUAUCAGAGCUGGCAUUCCGAAUCAGAUUCCAAGGGCUGCAUUCAUGGCCAUGUUUACCCUGGAAGCAGAUCAGUUCAUCCUGACCUCCUUGACCACAUCAGUUUUGGACUGUGAGGAAGAUGAGACCCCCAAACCCUUGCUGGUGUUCAACGUGACGAAAACCCCGCUUCAGGGCUACAUGACCCACCUGUUGGAUCACACGAGACCCAUCUCCUCUUUCACCUGGCGGGAUCUCAGUGACAUGCAGAUUGCCUACCAGCCACCCAACAGCAGCCAUUCGGAGAGGAGACAUUAUGAGGUGGAGCUGGAGGUGUACGACUUCUUCUUUGCAAAAAGUGCACCUAUCACCGUCCACAUCUCCAUCAGAACAGCAGAUACAAACGCCCCUCGAGUGUCUUGGAAUACAGGUCUGAGUCUCCUGGAGGGGCAAUCUCGGGCCAUCACCUGGGAGCACUUUCAGGUUGUUGACAAUGAUGACAUUGGUGCUGUCCGUUUAGUUACUGUUGGUGGCCUGCAGCAUGGACGGCUUACAUUAAGAGGGGGGAAAGGAUUUCUCUUCACCGUGGCUGAUCUCCAAGCUGGAGUUGUCCGCUAUCACCAUGAUGACAGUGACUCUACCAAAGACUUCGUGGUCUUCAGGAUAUUCGAUGGCCAUCACAGCAUCCGUCACAAGUUUCCCAUCAACAUCUUGCCCAAAGAUGACAGUCCCCCGUUCCUCAUAACCAACGUUGCCAUUGAACUGGAAGAGGGGCAGACCAUCCUGAUCCAGGGUUCUGUGCUGAGAGCUUCGGACAUGGACUCCAGCGAUGACUACAUCUUCUUCAAUAUCACAAAACCCCCACAGGCCGGAGAGAUCAUGAAGAAGCCAGGGCCAGGACUGAUAGGCUAUCCUGUCCCUGGCUUCCUUCAAAGAGAUCUGUUUAAUGGGAUCAUUUACUAUCGACACUUUGGUGGAGAAAUCUUUGAAGAUUCUUUUGAAUUUGUCCUGGGGGACAGCCAUGAACCUCCAAAUCUCUCAGUGCCACAGGUGGUAACAAUCUAUAUCACUCCAGUGAAUGACCAACUUCCACAAGAGGCAUUUGGAGUUUCUCGACAUUUGGUUGUCAAGGAAACAGAGGUGGCCUACAUAACUAAGAAACAUCUACAUUUCGUAGAUACGGAAUCAUACGACAGGGAGUUUGUCUACACAAUAACAACUCCUCCAUUUUUCUCCUUUAGCUACAGACACUUGGAUGCUGGGAAAUUAUUUAUGGUGGAUAGCAUACCAAAGCUAACCAAAAAUCCUACAGCCCUGGGGCUGAGGUCAUUCACUCAGCACGCUGUCAACCACAUGAAAGUAGCCUACAUGCCACCCACGCAAGAUAUCGGCCCUCAUCUUCAACACGUGCAGUUCAUAUUUUCUGUUAGUAACCAACAUGGCGGCACUUUGCAUGGGCUCUGCUUUAACAUUACGAUUCUCCCAGUAGACAAUCAAGUUCCCAAGGUAUCCACCAGCCCUCUGAAAGUGGUCGAGGGAGGUCAACGCAUCAUCAGCACAGAGCACAUUCUGGCUUCUGAUGGGGAUACCAAGCUGGACACUCUUUACUUUUUCCUAAGGGAACUGCCUCUGCAUGGAAGGGUGGAGCUGAAUGGAGUUCCUUUAAGCACGGGGGCCACAUUUUCUUGGGUAGACCUUUGUACCCUAAAAGUUAGGUAUCAACAUGAUGGUUCUGAGAUUCUUCAGGAUGUCAUAGGCUUGGAGGUUACAGAUGGCACGAAUUCGGCAGAAUUUGUCCUGCAUGUUGAAGUAUUCCCUGUAAAUGACGAGCCACCAGUCCUAAAGGCUGACCUCGUGCCCACAGUGCAUUGCUCAGAGGGUGGAGAGGUGGUCAUCACCUCCGAGUAUAUCUUUGCCACUGAUGUGGACAGUGAUGACUUGAAACUGAUGUUCAUGAUUGCUCGAGAACCUCAGCAUGGAGUGGUGAGGAGAACUGGGGUCACAGUGGAUCAGUUCUCUCAGGGAGAUGUCAUCUCAGGGGCCGUGGCAUACAAGCACACAGGUGGUGAGAUUGGCCUGGCGCCUUGUUUUGACACCAUCACGUUGGUGGUUUCGGAUGGAGAAGCUGGCCCUUUUGUGAAUGGCUGUUGCUACAACGGACCAAAUCCAGCUGUUCCUCUUCAUGAGUCCUUUCCAGUGUAUGAUCUCAACAUCACAGUACAUCCAGUAGACAACCAGCCACCUUCCAUAGCAAUAGGUACCAUGUUCCUUGUAGAUGAAGGUUUCUCAACAGCCCUUACCAUUAACCAUUUGUCUGCCACUGACCCUGAUACUGCAGAAGAUGACCUGGAAUUUGUUUUGGUUUCUCCUCCCCAGUUUGGCUACCUUGAAAAUACACUCCCUUCCGUAGGUUUUGAAAAAAGCAAUGUGGGCAUAAGUAUAGCUUCAUUUCAGUGGAAAGACAUGAAGGCUUUGCGCAUUAACUACGUGCAGUCCAGGCAUCUGAGGAUAGAACCUACUGCGGAUCAGUUCAUGGUCUACGUCACAGAUGGGAAGCAACGCUCCUUGGAGAUACCAUUUUACAUUAUAAUUAACCCUACAAAUGAUGAAAUUCCUGACCUUGUCCUGCAGAAUAUUACUGUGUGUGAGGGUCAGAUGAAAGAGCUGGAUUCGUCCAUCAUCAGUGCUGCUGACCUGGAUAUUCCUAAGGACUCCUUACUGUUCAGCAUCACUCAUAAACCUCGCCAUGGCCUCCUCAUCAACAGAAUGUUUGGCAAAGACUUUCCUCAGAAUAAGCAGCCAGCCGGCGCCCACCAGAAGCACGAACUUGUUCACAACUUUUCCAUGGAACUUCUCCAAACUGGAAUGAAGCUGACAUAUGUGCAUGACGACUCAGAGAGUCUUGCUGACGACUUUACAAUCCAGUUGUCGGAUGGGAAACAUAAGAUACUUAAAACCAUUUCAGUAGAGGUCACCCCAGUGAAUGAUGAGAAACCAGUGCUGACCAAGAAGGCUGAAAUGAAAGUGAGUAUGGGUGAGACGCGUAUUCUUUCUAGUGCUGUUCUUUCAGCCAGUGAUAAAGACUCACCAAGGGAGAAGAUUUACUAUUUAUUUGAAAGGCUUCCCCAAAACGGGCAACUUCAGCUUAAGACAGGGAGGGACUGGGUGCCUCUGGACCUUGGCAUGAAAUGUACUCAGGAGGACGUGGAUCAGAACUUGCUGAGAUACACACACACCGGGGCCAUGGAUUCCCAGAAUCAAGAUAGCUUCACUUUCUACCUUUGGGACGGCGACAACAGGUCACCUGCUUUUGACUGUCACAUCACCAUCAAGGACAUGGGAAAAGGGGAUAUUGUCAUCCUUACAAAACCACUCGUGGUGUCAAAAGGUGACAGAGGUUUCUUGACGACUACCACUCUCCUGGCUGUGGACGGAACAGACAAGCCCGAGGAGAUGCUUUAUGUCAUCAUCUCCCCACCGCGAUACGGCCAGGUGGAGUACAUCCGCUAUCCUGGAGUUCCCAUUGCAAGCUUCAGCCAAAUGGACAUCGCAGGGCACACGGUCUGCUACGUGCACAAGAGCAAGGCAGCUGUCCCCAGUGACACAUUCAGAUUCCUUGUCAGCAAUGGCCUACGGACCAAGCAUGGGCUGUUUGAGAUCACCCUGGAGCCUGUGGACAGAGCCCUGCCCGUGGUGACCAGGAACAAGGGGUUGAGACUGGCUGAAGGGGCCACGGGUCUGCUCUCCCCUGACCUCCUUCAGCUGACCGACCCUGACACGCCCGCCGAGACCCUCACCUUCCUCCUGGUUCAGCCUCCCCAGCAUGGCCAACUCUACUUGCGAGGAACAGUGCUGCUCCAGCACCAUUUCACGCAGCAAGAGGUGGACAGCAGGACCGUGGCCUAUCAGCACGCGGGCGGGGACUCCCAGACCGACCACUUCACUUUUGUGGCCUCAGACGGGACAAACCGAGGCUUCAUUGUGAAUGGGAGCGUGUGGGAAGAGCCUGUUGUCUUCACCAUCCAGGUAGACCAGGUGGACAAAGCGGCGCCCCGGCUCACGCUCCUGCACCCCCCUUCUCAAGUGGUGCUUCUGAACAAUGGCCGUUACGGGAUCCACAUCACUUCUCGGGUGUUGAAGGCGGCGGACCCGGACACCGAGGACGACCGGAUCCUCUUUAAGAUUUUGCGAGGCCCGAGACACGGACGCCUGGGAAACACCACAACAGGUGAAUUUAUCCAUGAGAAAUUUAGCCAAAAGGAUCUGAACAGUAAGACCAUUGUUUACAUCAUAAACCCAUCUUUGGAAGUGAAUUCAGACAUCAUGGAAUUUCAAAUCAUGGACCCCACAGGGAAUGCUGCCACUCCUCAAAUUUUGGAAUUGAAGUGGUCUCAUAUUGAAUGGUCACAGACUGAAUAUGAAGUCUGUGAGAAUGUGGGCAUGUUGCCCUUGGAAAUUACCAGGAGGGGAUAUUCCAUGGACUCGGCCUUUGUGGGUGUAAAGGUCAACCAAGUGUCAGCUGCAGUUGGAAAAGAUUUCACCGUGUCUCCAUCUAAACUGAUUCAGUUUGACCCAGGAACGUCAACUAAGAUGUGGAAUAUAGCAAUUACCUAUGACGGAUUAGAGGAAGAUGAUGAGGUCUUUGAAGUAAUUCUGAACUCCCCUGUGAAUGCAGUUCUUGGCACGAAGACAAAAGCUGCAGUGAAAAUUUUGGACUCAAAAGGAGGACCGUGCCAUCCUUCAUAUUCCUUCAGCGCCUGGGAGAAGGGCAUUUGGCGUCGGCUGCCCCCAGGGUCGUCCUCGCCCACCACGUCUGGUUCCUUUCAUCUGGAAAGAAGACCUCUUCCAUCUUCCAAGCGGCUAGCGGAAACUGGGGGAGAUACCCUGCCGGGCUUUGAUUCUACAGAUCUUUCUCAAAGGAAGCUUAGGACCCACGGGAAUGGCAAAACAGUCCAUCCGUCCUCUGUUUAUAGAAAUGGAACAGACAUCAUCUAUAAUUAUCACGGGGUGAUUUCCUUGAAACUGAAGGAUGACAGUUCCCCAGCUCACGAAAGGAAGGCCGAAGUAUCCAUCAUUAGUCAGCCACAGAAGACAAUCAAAGUGGCAGAAUUGCCUCAAGCAGAUAGGGUGGAAUCCACAACUGACUCACGCUUCCCCAGACAGGACCAGUUGCCCUCAUUUCCAAAGAACUGCACUAUGGAAUUAAAGGGACUCUUCCAUUUUGAAGAAAGCAUCCAGACUCUGUAUCGGUGCGAUGGAAUUGCUUGGAAAGCCUGGAGCCCCCAAACCAAGGAUGUGGAAGACAAAUCCUGCCCAGCUGGGUGGCACCAGCACUCAGGUUACUGUUACAUCUUGAUUACCCAGAGGAAAGGCACCUGGAAUGCGGCUGCCCGAGCUUGCAGGGAACAAUACCUGGGCAACCUUGUCACCGUGUUUUCCAGGCAGCACAUGCGAUGGCUCUGGGGCAUCAGUGGGAGGAAGCCCUUUUGGAUAGGUUUGAAUGACCAAGUGCAUGCUGGCCGCUGGGAGUGGAUUGGUGGUGAACGCGUCACCUUCACCAACGGGCAGAGAGGGCCCUCUCAACACUCGAAGCCUGGAAAGAACUGCGUUUUGGUUCAAAGACAGGGAAAAUGGCAAACAAAGGACUGCAGGAAAGCCAAACCUCACAACUACGUGUGCUCCAGAAAACUCUAAAUAUAACUGGCCCUAUAG